This is a messenger RNA of Lactuca virosa, 1115 nucleotides long. NCBI's taxonomy places the organism in Eukaryota, Viridiplantae, Streptophyta, Magnoliopsida, Asterales, Asteraceae. The record is from the annotation of a GenBank genome assembly.
AUGGUUGCCUCUCUCAAAUUAACUGUAGUGGCACACAUUAAGCAUCUCCAAGAGGAAAAAGUAAAACAUCAAGAAGCUCUUUUGGUACUGAAGUCUAUUUGCAAAGAAGUUGCUAAAAUAGACACACUGAGUGAUAUUUGUGAACAUUAUCAAGAUUCACUAAGUAUUGCAGCGCAUAAUGAUACUCCUGAAGUAAUAGAACAAAUCAUUCAACACUUUCCAGGGUCAACUUUGGUCAUCAUCAAUGGUUGUACCCUUUUUCAAGUUGCAAUAAAAAAGCGUUGUGAGAAGUUAUAUAAUUUUCUGUUAUGUCAUAUGUCUUAUGACCAAUAUCGUUAUCAACAAGGUUGUGACAAAGUUAAAAAUAGUACAUUACACUUGGCUGGACAAUUGGCACCAACACACAAACUUAAUCGAGUUUCUGGUGCAGCGCUACAAAUGCAAAGGGAGUUACAAUGGUUUGAGGAAGUGGGGAAUUUUGUGAAACCGAAGUACAAGUAUCAAAAAAACGUAUCACAAGAGACACCAAUUAUGGUUUUCAGAAGAGAACACAAGCAGUUGAGGAAUGAAGGAGAAGAAUGGAUGAAGAAGACAGCAGAUUCAUAUACAAUCGUCGCUGCACUCAUCAUUACCAUAGUUUUUGCAGCAGCGAUUACCGUACCUGGUGGAAAUGAUGAUGUCACUGGGAAAGCAAUUUAUGAAACAAAACCUAGCUUCAUUGUAUUUGCAAUCUCGGAUGCAAUAUCUUUGUUCUCGUCAACUACUUCCUUGUUGUUGUUCCUAUCUAUUCUGACAGCACGUUAUCGAGAGGAGGAUUUUCUCUACAGGCUGCCAAAGAGACUAAUACUAGGCCUUGCAAUGUUAUUCUUGUCGGUAACCUCAAUGAUGGUAGCCUUUAGUGCAACCUUGUAUCUUAUGUUUGGGCAGGGAAAAGCAUGGAUCAUGAUUCCUAUAUCUACCUUAACAUGUUUGCCAAUUGCUUCGUUCGUGACACUACAAUUACCGUUGCUUGUGGAUCUGAUCUCUUCAACAUAUGGCCAUGGAAUCUUUGUUAAACAGAGUGACUGUAAGAUGAAACAAUCUUGAACCUAAAAAUGUACUUUUGUAAUUUGAGA